This is a messenger RNA of Anopheles gambiae (African malaria mosquito), 5214 nucleotides long. Its product is annotated as beta-1,3-galactosyltransferase 5. Gene Ontology annotation, cellular component: membrane. Lineage: Eukaryota; Metazoa; Arthropoda; Insecta; Diptera; Culicidae. Gene Ontology annotation, molecular function: hexosyltransferase activity. The transcript is spliced from 4 exons. Bases 1202 to 2620 code for a protein of 472 amino acids. The record is from RefSeq and is a predicted model, not a curated record.
UUCUUUCCAAAAAUCACCUAGAAAGCGUUCAUUUUUCCUGUUGGAAAUUGGCCCAAUCCUGCUGCUUGCUGGUCUCUCUGCCAGUGUGACCAGUGUAUAAUUCCCCUUUCCACAUCCGCCCCACCGUUUGCUGGAAUCAAAACAAAAGCCCUGCUCAGCCUUUUUGACAGCUGGCAACCCGAAGGCAGCGCUUCCCGAGACGAAGGACAGGUUGUUUGUUGGCAUAUCUCCCCGCUCCGUGCCGAUUCCUCGGGUCGCAGACCACCACCAGUCGGAGUGCAUUUUGACGUCUGCCUGCGAAGAAGACAGCAACCCGUGGACGUCGUCGUCGUCGUCGUUGUCGCUGAGGGUCCACAGCAACCAAUCCCCACCACCCGACCAGCGGGAGUUCCGUCGUCACAUCACCAUCGCCAUCGUCGUCCGUAAUUUCGGGUGCGAGUGUUUCCGUGUACGUAAGGCUCCACUGUUUCAGCACGAUACGGGCAGUGAUCGAAAAAAAAAAAACACUCACCCCGCGCUCCGCAACCAACCAAAACAAAACGUCCGCGGAAUGAACCACACUGGGAGCCCGAAUCGCAGCAACCAUACGCGGGCACCAUAUUCGUACAGCCGCCAGGGCAGCCAGCAGCCCACCGUUCGAGCCAGUGUUGACGCGGCGUGUUAGUUUUUCGGCUGGCCAGCAGCAGCAACAGCAACAGGAGUGCGCGGAAGAGAAGAAACAGACACCCCCAUCAUCAUUAGCAGCCAGACAACGGUGCGUGCAUUUGUGCACGGAACGGUACCGCUUUAUCCUAUCCGCUGGCACAGGGAAUUCCCCCGGAAACCGUAACAGCCCGCCGUAACGCACAACUUUUAGUAUUGAGCCGUCUACGACGGCCGGGAAAACGAGCAAAGCCGGGAGAAAACACAGCCACCCAACAACGGUUGGCAUGCAACGCGCGUGAGCCAGGCGGAAGAAGCGGUAGCAGCACGGACGGGCGGUUUUUCUUCUGCAAAAGUGCAGCCAACAUACUUCCUUGAUGUGUUUUGGAGCGCCCAUCGUAACGUUCCUACCAGUGCCAAAGCAACAAGCAGCAGCAGUAGCAGCAGCAGCAGCAGCAGGAGGAGCAGCAGCAGAAGCAGCGUACGCACGUGUACGCAUCCGCCGACCCGCCGGGGUUGGUCCACCGGAAGCAGCAGCAGCCACACCGACCAGCCGCGUAUGAUGCCCUGCCCGGGGUUGAAGGUGUCGCACGUGAUAUUUGUGAUCGUCAUCGUGAUAACGAUAGUGUUCUACUCGUCGCUCAAUGGCCGCCAGUUCAUACUCGAGCAGCGCCGGUACGCGAACCACCGGAAGAACGACCCGAGCGCGCUGGUCGCGUCCAACCGGACCGUGCCGGGGGCGGCGGCGGCGGCAGCAGCACCACCCGACAAGGCGCUGCUAGUGCCGGCGGGGCCACCGGUCGAGCCGGGCACGGUGCGCCAGAAGUGCAACGUGUUCCAGAUGGUGGUGCAGCGGUGCGGGUUUGACGUGCUGCAGAAAUCGGUCGAGCGGACGCAGCAGCAGCAGCAGGCGGUGGACCGGAACCAAACCCAGCUGCUGCUCGCACAGCAGCGGGAGAAGGAGCAGCAGGAGCAGGAAACCGGUCCCGAGCACGUGGACAACAUCCAGCGAAUACCGAACCCGUCCGCGGUGAAGAGCGCUGCCGCGGCCGGGUCAUCGUCCUCCUCUUCUUCCUCUUCCUCCUCGUCGUCCUCCUCGUUGCCGCCGGCGCCCCAGCCGACAGCGCUGGAGGCGGAGGGCGAGCGGGUGAUCAAAACGCGCGACCUGUACCACUCCGGCCACCUGCCGGAUGCGGCCUGCGUCGCCAACCUGUGCCCGCGCAACGGCACGGACGUGACGCUGCUGAUCGUCGUCACGUCCGCGCCGACCCACCGGGAGCAGCGGCUCGCGAUCCGGCAGGCCUGGGGCCACUACGGCAGCCGGCGCGACAUCUCGAUCGGGUUCAUCGUGGGGCAGACGAACGAUGCCCGGACCGAGGAUCAGCUCGCGGCGGAAAGCUACAUGUACAGCGAUCUGAUACGGGGGUACUUCAUCGACAGCUACAGCAACCUGACGCUCAAGACGAUCUCGAUGCUCGAGUGGGCGAAGCUGCACUGCCCGAGCGCCUCCUUUCUGCUCAAGACGGACGACGACAUGUUUAUCAACGUGCCGAAGCUGCUGCAGUUCAUGGAGGCGCACGGCAACCAGCGCCGGACGAUCUUUGGCCGGCUGGCGAAGAAGUGGAAACCGAUCCGGAACAAGAAGUCCAAGUACUACGUCAGCCCGGAACAGUACUAUCCGCCCGUGUUUCCCUCGUUUACCACCGGGCCAGCCUACCUGCUGACGGCCGACAUCGUCGGCGAGAUGUUCGACAAGUCGCUCAGCCAAACGUACCUCAAGCUGGAGGACGUCUACAUGACCGGCAUAGUGGCGCAGCUGCUCAACAUACACCGGAUCAACGUGAAGGAGUUCCUCAACCGGCGGAUAGCGUUCAACCAGUGCAACAUCAAGAAGGCGAUCAGCAUCCACAUGGUGAAGAACAACGAGCAGCUCGACCUGUGGAAGAAGCAGGUCGACACGAGCGUCGCCUGCACGUAGAAGACAUGCUUUGCCUUUUUGUUGUCCCCCUCCAACAUCCUCCAGGUGUAUCCGAUUUGCAGGGUUUCGAAUCAUAUAAGGGAGUAGCUCAAUCACUUACUGGGAAUGUUGCAAAUCGGUAGUGGAAUGUCGCUAGCCUGCCGUGGAAGUUUGCAAUCAUACAGGGGAAUGUUGCAAUCGACUAGGGGAAUGUUGCAAGCAUGCCGUGGAGCUGUCAUCAUACUGUGGGUGCCGCUGUAAAAAGCUUCGAAGUGAUACCGAAGUGAUUCUUUAAAAAAAAAAAAAACAUCAUUUGGAGUUGUUUUCGAGUGGCAUUCCGCAAUACAUAUGAUACACUAAAUAACUCCUGCUGCGGAACCAUAAUUAAACAUGAUAAAUUAGUAAAAAAAAAUACGAAAAUAUUUUGGGGUAUUUACAGCGGCACCCACAGGCUGAUGACAGCUCCACAGUAUGCUUGGUAACAUUCCCCUAGUCGAUUGCAACGCUCCCCUAUAUGAUUGCAAACUUCCACAGCAUGCUAGCGACAUUUCGCUACCGAUUUGCAACAUUCCCCAUAAGUGAUUGAGCUAUUCCCUUACCUGAUUCGAAACCUUUUAAGCGGAAGUAGCUGCUUCCGGUUGCGGAUGCGCUGAUUUGAUUGCCGUUUGAGUUUGAGGCUACCUGCUUCACCAUUUAAAAAAGCCCUUCCCUUCCUUCCCAUCCACCGCCUAUCCUUCCUUCCAUUGGGACACAGAACAAAACCCCAUAUACAUACAAUUAAAAAAAAGACAUCACACACUACUAUCGUUCCAUUAAAACGACUUAGAGAAAGAGAAAAAGAAGGAAAGAGCGAGAAGGAGAGAGAAAGAGAGCGAGAGAGAGAGAGAGAGAGAGAGAGAGAGAGAGAGAGAGAGAGAGAGAGAGAGAGAGAGAGAGAGAGAGAGAUAGGGACCGAGAGAUAGGGAGAAGAAGACGAUGAGCCGAAGAGCAAAACCGUUUAGGCAAGAUAAUAAAUUCGAAAUCUCUUGUAAUGUUAUUUCAUAACGAACAAUACGAAACAAGCAAAGAAAACUAUCCAUUUCUCGUUUUUAGCAAUACUCAUGUUUUUGUUUUGUACUAAAAAAAAAAAAUUACACGUUUUUGCUUCACAAGCAACUAAAACAAAAUGGACACAAGCGGAAAAAGGGAAACAUAAAAUCGAACAAGCAAAGCGUACGCGAGCAUAUAUGCCUUUUAAAAGAAAAAAAAAAAAAACCAAACAAAUUUGUGAAUUUGUUACAUUCCGUCGCUUUAAAGUGUGUGUGUGUGUAUGAGUGUGUCUUUAAAAUCGAAGCGUAAUAUACCACGUGCUAGAGACAAAACGUCCCUCUCCGCAAUGAAAAGCUUGUGAAAAUGUAUAGCAAACUACCGUGUGUGUGUGCGCGAGUGUGUGUGUGUGUGAGUAUUUUUCCCUUUGAGCGCUAAAAGCAGAGGAGUAGGUGUGUGAGUUUUCAUUCUUUUUUUUUUUUUAAUUUGGGUCGUUGUUGUUGGCGUGUGGGCGCGCGCGCGCGCGCUUGCUCUAUGUUUAAGUAAGGAAAUUGGUGCUGCGCGUAACGGUGAGGGGACCGGGACCGUCGGGACGGGGAUAGCAAUUCGAUAGAGGCUGGAAGCUCCUAUCGCGUACCGUCUUCUUUUCCGUUUACUUUAAAUUUACAAUUUACUACCUUUUUCUCGCAUAACCCCCUCCCUCCAUACCCCACAAAUGUGCAAGAGUUGGUGUAAGGGGAGGGAGCCUAUAUUUGAACAGAAAAAAAGAAAAGUAAACGUUAAAAAAAACAACACAAAAAAAAAAACCCGUAAUAUAUUUAUAUACAUGUACAUGUAAAAGCCCAAUAUUUCUAGCGAUGUAUCUCAUGUAUCACUCCACUACCGCAUUCAAUAGCUAGAGAGAGAGAGAGAGAGAGAGAGAGAGAGAGAGAGAGAGAGAGAGAGAGAGAGAGAGAGAGAGAGAGAAGAGAAGAGAAGCAAAAGCGAAAGCGAUGUAAGUAAGAGCAAUAGCGAGGACGCCUGAAUUGAGCGGAAAGGCAGGCUGGAAGAAUUGUAUAGAGGACAACCCCAUUUUAUAAACAUUAUAUUAUAUAGCAAUUCACGUGACGCUUUAAGCCUGUACAUAGAUAAGUUUCGCAUUCGCAACGGGGUGGGAAUUCUGAACAAAAAAAAAAACACGAUACGCCGACGUUUUGGCGGGAAAAAAGCCAACCACGUGCGCGACAACUAGCAAGUAACCAACGUGUUACAUCGUACCGUAGCAUUGGGUGGGUGUGUUUAUCCUUUGAAUACUUAUUUAAAAAAAAACAUAUUUUACUUUCUGUUUCUCUCUAUCUCCUUCUCUCUAUCUCGUUAUUUAUAUCAUGGCUGUACGGCAAAUAUGCUCCAAUAUUAAUUACCAGCACGUGCGCGUGUGUUUUAGGUUUCUUUAAUAUAUUUUUGUUUUACCAUUCUGUGCUGUUAAAUAAAAGUUAGUUUCCGCCGCAGCCCACCACCUCCAACCUCCUUCCUCCUCUCCUUCUCCCUCGUCCCCUGCAAACCUCUUUCAAACCUCAACCGGGUCCGGCGGCGCUAGGUCCUUGAACGUA